AUGUCCCAAGAAGAAGCUACUAAACAGGUUACUGAAAAUGUAGCCAACUUACAUUUGGAUGAUGUUACCGGUGAAAUGGUUUCCAAAUCUGAAUUGAAAAAACGUAUUAAACAAAGACAAGUCGAAGCUAAGAAAGCUGCAAAGAAAGCUGCUGCUCCACCAAAGGCUGAAGGUAAAAAGAAGAAAGAUGACGCAUUGGCUGAUCUAACUCCUUCCCAAUACUUUGAAGCUAGAUCAAGACAAAUUCUAGAUUUAAGACAAAAAAAGACUCCAAACCCAUAUCCACAUAAAUUCAACGUUAGCAUUUCAAACCCAGAAUUUUUGAAAAAAUACGCUUACUUGCAAAGAGGUGAAACUUUGCCAAAUGAAAAGGUCUCCAUCGCUGGUAGAAUCCAUGCCAAGAGAGAAUCUGGUUCAAAAUUGAAGUUUUACGUCUUACACGGUGAUGGUGUAGAAGUUCAAGUUAUGUCUCAAUUACAAGAUUACGGUAACCAAGAUGUUUAUGAACAAGACCAUGAUUUAUUGAAAAGAGGUGACAUCGUAGGUGUCGAAGGUUACGUCGGUAGAACCCAACCAAAGAAAGGUGGUGAAGGUGAAAUCUCUGUCUUCGUCGAACGUAUCGAAUUAUUGACCCCAUGUUUGCACAUGUUGCCAGCUGAUCAUUUCGGUUUCAAAGAUCAAGAAACUAGAUACAGAAAGCGUUACUUGGAUUUAAUUAUGAACAAAGACGCUAGAGGCCGUUUCAUCACUCGUUCUAAAAUUAUCUCUUACAUCAGAAAAUUCUUGGAUGAAAGAAGCUUUAUUGAAGUCGAAACUCCAAUGAUGAAUGUCAUCGCCGGUGGUGCCACCGCUAAACCUUUCGUCACUCACCACAACGAUUUGGAUAUGGACAUGUACAUGAGAAUUGCCCCAGAAUUGUUCUUAAAAGAAUUGGUCGUCGGUGGUAUGGACCGUGUUUACGAAAUCGGUAGACAAUUCAGAAAUGAAGGUAUCGAUAUGACUCACAACCCAGAAUUCACCACUUGUGAAUUCUAUCAAGCAUACGCUGAUGUCUACGAUUUGAUGGAUAUGACCGAAUUAUUAUUCUCAGAAAUGGUUAAGGAAAUCACUGGUUCUUAUGUCAUCAAAUAUCACCCAGAUCCAAGCAACCCAGAAAAGGAAAUGGAAUUGAACUUCACUAGACCAUGGAAGAGAAUCAACAUGAUUGAAGAAUUGGAAAAGACCUUCAACGUUACUUUCCCAGCUGGUGAUCAAUUGCAUACCGCAGAAACUGGUGUCUUUUUGAAACAAAUCUUGAUUGACAACAAAUUGGACUGUCCUCCACCAUUAACUAACGCCCGUAUGUUAGACAAAUUGGUUGGUGAAUUAGAAGAUACCUGUAUUAACCCAACCUUCAUCUUCGGUCACCCACAAAUGAUGUCUCCAUUAGCUAAGUACUCUAGAGAUCAACCAGGUUUAUGUGAACGUUUCGAAGUUUUUGUAGCUACCAAGGAAAUCUGUAAUGCAUACACUGAAUUGAAUGACCCAUUCGACCAAAGAGAACGUUUCGAAGAACAAGCUAGACAAAAGGAUCAAGGUGAUGAUGAAGUCCAAUUGAUUGAUGAAACCUUCUGUAAUGCAUUAGAAUACGGUUUACCACCAACUGGUGGUUGGGGUUGUGGUAUUGAUAGAUUGGCCAUGUUCUUGACUGAUUCUAACACCAUUAGAGAAGUCUUGUUAUUCCCAACCUUGAAACCAGAUACUCAAAGAGAUGAAACUAAGAAGGAAGAAAAUUAA
Messenger RNA from Vanderwaltozyma polyspora DSM 70294, 1776 nucleotides. RefSeq names its product lysine--tRNA ligase KRS1 (gene KRS1). Lineage: Eukaryota; Fungi; Ascomycota; Saccharomycetes; Saccharomycetales; Saccharomycetaceae. Gene Ontology annotation, biological process: lysyl-tRNA aminoacylation. Gene Ontology annotation, cellular component: cytoplasm; cytosol. The transcript has a single exon. Gene Ontology annotation, molecular function: ATP binding; lysine-tRNA ligase activity; tRNA binding. The record is from RefSeq and is a predicted model, not a curated record. The coding region runs from base 1 to 1776 and encodes 591 amino acids.